This is a messenger RNA of Electrophorus electricus (electric eel), 2157 nucleotides long. RefSeq names its product YY1-associated factor 2-like. Gene Ontology annotation, cellular component: nucleus. Gene Ontology annotation, molecular function: DNA binding; transcription coregulator activity. Lineage: Eukaryota; Metazoa; Chordata; Actinopteri; Gymnotiformes; Gymnotidae. The record is from RefSeq and is a predicted model, not a curated record. Gene Ontology annotation, biological process: positive regulation of DNA-templated transcription.
GACAGCUGGAGAGUGGUUGCGCGGUGGGAGUAUUUGGGGUCAAAUUUCUGUACACUUUAAAUUACUGCAACAUCCUAUUAAAAUGGGAGAUAAGAAGAGCCCGACAAGGCCGAAGAGACAUUGCAAGCCCCCGUCAGAGGAGGGGUAUUGGGACUGUAGCGUUUGCACUUUCAGGAAUACUGCUGAGGCUUUCAAAUGUAUGAUGUGCGACGUUAGAAAGGGAACAUCAACGCGGAAACCUCGCCCCGUUUCUCAGCUUAUGGCACGGCAAGUAGCUCCACAAUUUGCUUCACCCACACAACCAAAAAAAGAGAAGAAGGAAAAGACGGAGAAGGACAAAUGCGCCAGGGAGCCAGCACUGAAGAGGAGCAGCCAUAACAAGAUGAGGCCAAGGUUAAAAAAUAUUGACAGGAGCAGUGCACAGCACUUGGAAGUCACAGUGGGAGACUUGACGGUCAUCAUCACAGACUUUAAGGAGAAAACAAGGCCCAUGUCCUCCUCAACAAGCUCAUCCUCAUCCACAGCCACGUCAGCAGAGCUGCACAGUCAAAGUGGAUCUAGCUCAGAUAACACUGAGAGAGCAGUCUCCAGGUCAUCAUCUCCUCGUGGUCAAAGCACAUCAAUCAAUGGAGAAUCACAUUAACCCCUGAGGACCCCAAAAUUUAACUGAAAGUCAAAGGUGACAGACAGCACCACUUACAUUACACUCAAUACUCAACUCCUACCCCUCCCCUGGACUGGAUGGGGCUCUUGAGUUUCUCAGAAACCUCACAGCGCAAAGGUCAUGGGAUGCUUUUGAUUAUUGAAACUAAGAGUAAGUUGGUUUUUGUCAUUGAAAUUAAGAAUGAGUUGCUUUGGGGAGUUUUCUGCUCUGUCCAUCUUUUAUGAUCAUUUGGAGCUAUACAAUCAUCUAGAGAUAUGUUGGCUUAAAGAUUGUUACUGAUGUUAAGAUUGUUAAAAAAGGACAACAAUAGAGUUCAUACUGUAGUGAUUCUUAAUCUCAGGUACUGCACUUGUUUGUCUAGUAGUGCCAGGAGCUAACACAACAGCCCAAUCUAGAUACGCACAGAACUCAGAGCCCCUGGCACUACAGGAUAUUCUAGGCCCUUCAACUUGACUUAAAACAUGAAAACACAAACAUAUGCAGCGCACAUGGUCCACAGGACAAAGAUUGAGAAGCACUGCUAUAGUAUAUAGCCAUAAUAUUUUGAUAAUGUGAUGAAAUGCAUUGUUUUAGUUUCUGUUUAUCCUUUAGUAAGAAAUUAUUUGGUACACAAGUGAAAAGUUUACAGAAUAUAAAUGUGAAUAGUUUUGAGUAACUAUUUGUAAAUCAUAAGUACCUGGUUGCAGGCACUGUUUAAUGUCUUGUAUGAUGAGAAAAUUACUUUUGAAACUGUUUUAAAGUUAUUUGUGAUUUGCGUCAUCAAAUUAGUCAUAGAAAUUUCUAAACCUUGAGAUACUGUUUUCUUUUUCUUACAGUAAGUAUUUCUUGAUUUGAUGUACUAAGUUAUAACAGGUUCAAAGCAUAUUAGUUCCAUUAGAGUCCUUAAAUUGGCAGAUUGGUUUGUGUAUCUUGAGGUGCUAAGAGUUUUCUACCAACAUGGUCGAUAUGUUCAGCAUCUUAUUGCCAGAAUAUGACUUUUAAAAAUAUUAAAAUGAUGUAUGAGAGAUACAUAUUUAUAACAAGAACAACAACAACAACAACAACUAGUAGUAGUAAUAAUAAUAGAAUGGUUAUUCACAUGGAAAGAUAUAAACACAAUAUAAAAAAGAAUUUUGCAAUUUUUUCCUAUGUGCUUAAUGCAGAAAUGUGAUGCAAAGUGUUCUAGACUCCCUUUUAUGUGUGUUUUCAUUAAUACCAGUUAGUUUUGUCAGUCUAGCGUUGUCCUGAAUGAUGGUCCCAUGAUGAUGAAAACAUAUUUUUACAUGUUUGUAUAGGUUAGUGUGCUUGGUGGUAAUCUGUAGAGCUACAGUAAUCAGUUUGUUCAUUUUGUAUUUACAAAACAGAACAGAAUUUAAUGUGGCUAUAGACUGUCAAGAAAAGCCAUCUUUUCAUAUAAAAGUUUCAUUUCCAGUGAUGUUUUUAGCAGUGUUUUUCAUCCUCUUUUUUAAAGUCCAUUCAUAAAAUAAUGAAAUAAAUGUCAUUUUUAUUUUAAA